AUGAAGAAAAUCUUGGAAGCAGUGAAUGCAGGUACUCUCCCUCUCAAUUACGCGCGCUGGUUGCGUUAUUCGGCAGCGAACGCGGGCAACAACCCUUAUAUCGUACCGGGGGUGAUUCUGGAGCUGGCUUACUGGAUUGGCCCGGAGGUGGGGACGGUGGGCGACAGCACGUACGACCAGUAUCGGGAUAUGACGGACGGCACGGGAGCAGACCAGUGGGUCGUCUUCCAUCUGCACUUUGACGAGGGAGGGGAGACUUCCAAUGUCCAUCCAUUUGUCUCUAUCACUCAAAACGGUCGCACGAGGACCUACGCGCGCACCGCGUCCAUUCGAGUGUACCACGGCCGGUACACCGUCACGGCCGGCAAUAACCUGCGUGUCCAGUCCGAUUCGGGGUCUAGUACCUGGCGGACCAGCGCCUUCUACUGCUCCGGCAAUGCCCACUGGGAUAUCGGCCGGACGGACCUGACGCCCACGGCUGACACCUGGGGGGAUGACCUGCAGAGGUGGGGUAUCAACCUGAGGUCCACGUAUCUGAGAGCCGAGCCCUGGAGACUAGUGUAUCCCGAGCUCAGUGUGACCGGCACUGAGAUCGAUGCGGACUGGAUCACCCGUGUCGCGGAACCGAGUGAGUAUGCUGCUAGUAGCUGGGUCCUCACUGAUACGCGCCAAGUAGACACCGAUGUAUAUAUUCCUAACAUUCCCCCGCCGGGACGUAGCUAG
Messenger RNA from Aspergillus aculeatus ATCC 16872, 723 nucleotides. RefSeq lists its product as uncharacterized. Lineage: Eukaryota; Fungi; Ascomycota; Eurotiomycetes; Eurotiales; Aspergillaceae. The transcript has a single exon. The record is from RefSeq and is a predicted model, not a curated record. Bases 1 to 723 code for a protein of 240 amino acids.